GAAGCCUUGAUUUGGGAUUCUGGGUUCCUUUUGUCAGUUUAUGUACUGAGAAAUGUCGUCUGCUGGUAUCACUGCUUCGCCACUGCACUGCACUCCACUCUCAAUUCAGCACCAAUCAUCUUCAUUCAUCCAUUUCUCUAAAAAAUUCAGUGGAAAAUCUUCAUUUAUUGUGUAUUUCAAUCUACCCAGUAAAAAAUCUCUCUCAAAACCAAUCAAAUUUCAUGUAAAUUGCUCUUCAAGCAGCCAAUUGUCGAGUUCAUCAGACCAAAAUCUCCCUCCUCGAGAACAAGAACUAGAAAUAGAACAGGAGGAAAAAAAAGAGGGAUUUUGGAAAAAAUGGAAGGUAAAUUCAGCAGAAAUGAGUGCAAAAUUGGCAAAGCUUGGAUUAGCAGCUGUGCUUGCUUAUGGAUUGUUUGAUGGGGUCACUUACACCAGUUUCUUUGUGAUGGCCUUUCUUGGAUAUGAGAAGAGUACUGGCAACAAUCCUGCUGCUAAUAUCAAAUCACUUAUUGGGAUAGUUCUCUUGAUGUGGGCUGGAAACAACGUCACAAGACCCUUUCGAGUGGCAGGGGCAGCAGCACUCGCCCCAGUUAUAGACCAAGAAUUAAAGAAGAUCCAGAAAGCUCUCAACUUACCCAGUCUUGUUUACGCUUUUGCCCUUGUGGCAGGAAUUGUUGCUGCAUCUUGUUUUACAGUUGCAGGUCUGCUAAUUCUUUCAAGAUGGGGAGCAUAGAUUUCAAGUUGAGGAAUGUAGCAGAAGAAAGCUACCUUUGGCUUAAUGUUAUAAUCUUGAAGCCAAAUUUCUCUAUCAAUUUUUUGCAGAAUUUACUUGUAUAGAUAAUAGCUUGAUAAACUUUCUUAACAAACUUAUUAUUUAGACAAAGGCUCCAGAAUUUACUUGUAUA
Molecule: messenger RNA, 905 nt
Organism: Spinacia oleracea (spinach)
Lineage: Eukaryota; Viridiplantae; Streptophyta; Magnoliopsida; Caryophyllales; Amaranthaceae
Exons: 4
Coding region: 53-733 (226 amino acids)
Source: RefSeq, a predicted model, not a curated record